AUAUGCUCUCACAGUAUUGCAGUUGCUCAUAAAAUUGGUGUACUCGACCGUCAUAUAAUGUGGCUCCAAAGCCAAGCAGGGUCAAACAAGGGGCUCACAGGCCUCACUACCAGCAAAACUAAACAGACAGGAAAAAAGUCUGAAAACAGAGUGAGACACAACAAAGAGGUGGUAAGGUGCCCUCCAUUGGAGGACAUAAAUCCUACGUUUUCGGCUCAAUUUACUCAACCAUAUCACAAUAAUAACAAAUUAAAGAUUAUCAAAAAAGGAGGUAAGAGAGGAGAGGGCAUCUUGUUUAUCAUGUAAAAUCGAUAUAUCGAAUAUGUUGUCGACGCAAAACCCCCUAAUGACAUUGUCAUUCAUCAUAAGGGGAAGUGGAGUUAUUUUGACAAGAAAACUAAAGAGAAAAAAAAUUCCACUAAGGAAACUGAUUAUUAUGUUCAUGUUGACAGAAAAUGUGUUGUAAGUGCUUUUCCAUAUUUUACUCCUGAACUAAUCGAAACUCCAAUAUUUCCUAUUUUAGCUGUACAUAGAAACCUUCUACUUACCGAAUUAUAUAGGAUAUGAUGUCACAGCCAGUCAUUGAUCAGAAUUUGACAAAAAAUGGGACUUCGUCAUUUUCAGGGAACUUUCUCAUGUAUAAAGUCAAUGGCAGGUUUGGUUAUUGCCAAGUUUCUCAAAGUUUGUCCUUAUACUUGAUCAUUUCUUGAAAUGAAUUACAUCAUGACUAGAUUUAAGCAUUCCCUACAUAUUGCUCAAUAUAUGUCAGCAUCAAAUAACAUUUUUUAUAUAUUUGACGUCAACAACCA
Messenger RNA from Owenia fusiformis, 809 nucleotides. The record is from the annotation of a GenBank genome assembly. Lineage: Eukaryota; Metazoa; Annelida; Polychaeta; Sabellida; Oweniidae.